This is a messenger RNA of Seriola aureovittata, 2269 nucleotides long. Its product is annotated as proteinase-activated receptor 2-like. Gene Ontology annotation, cellular component: membrane. Gene Ontology annotation, molecular function: G protein-coupled receptor activity. The record is from RefSeq and is a predicted model, not a curated record. Gene Ontology annotation, biological process: positive regulation of Rho protein signal transduction; phospholipase C-activating G protein-coupled receptor signaling pathway. The transcript is spliced from 4 exons. NCBI's taxonomy places the organism in Eukaryota, Metazoa, Chordata, Actinopteri, Carangiformes, Carangidae. The coding region runs from base 257 to 1060 and encodes 267 amino acids.
GAAGCAGCAGAAGAAGAAGCAGCAGAAGAAGAAGCAGCAGAAGAAGAAGCAGCAGCAGAAGAAGCAGCAGCAGAAGAAGAAGAAGCAGCAGCAGCAGAGGCAGCAGAGGAAGAAGAAGCAGCAGAAGAAGAAGCAGCAGAAGAAGAAGCAGCAGCAGGAGAGGCGGGGUGAGCCUGGUGUGUACACAACUCCGGGAUUCACAGAGUUGUGUAGUUUCAGUUACGGGAACAGACGCUCAGGAAAAACCAGCGAUAAGAUGCAGCUCCACAGCCUCGAUGAUGCCGCUCGGGUUUUGUUCUGGAUCGACGUGGGCGCUGGCCUUCCCUUUACUCUGCUGCUCCUCUGUUGUCUGUUCUGCCUGCCUCGAAAGGAUCAGCUCCCCAUCACCUAUGUCGCAAACCUCCUCAUCUCCAAUCUGAUUCAAAUCUGCUUCUUGUGCAUCUGGAUCUUCUCUUUUGAUGGAAAUGGCAAAAUCCCGAUAAUCCCAAUAAUCUCUACAUUUGGUUUCUUCUGCGGUAUGACGACCAGUCUCUGCUUCAGGAUGUGUGUCGCGCUGGAAAGGUACAUGGUGAUCGCCUUUCCAGAACAGAACUGCAUCAGACGAGCUGGGACUUCUGUGUUUGUGUGUGUCGCGAUCUGGGUCCUUUGUUUUAUCAUAAUUUUUUUUGGCCUAUACAUGGUGCGUUUUUUUUUCCUCCCCUACCUCACCCUCGUACCUUUCCCCCUGUUCAUCGCCUGUCUGGCUUUGACUCUCAGAGCGCUGCCUGCUGCCACCUCUGUGCCCGCUGAGGAAAAACGAAGAACUGUGGGAGUUUUGGUUCUGUUGCUGGUUAAUUACACUCUGUUGAUCCUUCCUUCAAUCAUUAUUAUGAUUGUAAUGUUUCCAAACCCCUUUGAUUUCCCAGGGGUCGUUCUGCCCCUGAUUCAGCUCAGUGCUUUUCCGGAUUUGAUUCUGGUUGUUCUCAUGCGGGAAGGGCCCGUCGACAAGUUGCUGGCGCGCCUGUGCUGCUGCAGGACGGACGACGUUGCAGCAGAUGAUUGUGGAGAAUCACAAGUGUGACUGAUGUAGGAUGUAGACAGGUGGGUGCAUGUAGGCACAGAGAAAAAGAAAGAAAGAAAGAGAGGCAGGGAAAUUAAAAUCAAGGCAGCAUCUUUAACAGAUGAUGUUUGCAUGUGGACACCUGACAGAAAAAAGGAAGCGUUUAUGAUGUUGACUGUUGGACACUGAAAAUGAAAAUGCAAAUUUUAUAAUUACAGAAAGACUCCAGAUAUUAUUUACAUGUUUAACACAGAGAGAGAAUUUUAACAAAUCUUUAGGGUUUGUUUUCUUUUAUUGUUCUCUCAUUAACGUUUUAAUAGUCGUUCACCUUUUCCUGUUUUCCAAACACACCUGUCGUUCCCUCCAGACGACCCCACAGUCUCUUCAGCUAAACCUCUCUAACACUGAACUCCUUGUCAUCCCAGCCAGUCGGUCUCUCCAUCAAGAUUUCAAAGUCGCCUCUUUAUCUCUCACCCCAACCAAAGUCUGGAGAAACCUGGGUGUCAUGUUUGAUGACCAGCGUUCCUUCUCUGACCAUGUUGCAUCUGUCUCCUGGUCGUGUCUCUUUGCUUUAUACAACAUCAGAAAAAUCAGGCCUUACCUGACUCGGCACUCCACCCACCUCUUAGUCCAGGCCAUGGUUCUCUCUCACCUCACCUCCCUUCAUUCACAGUGAAACCCGAAUAGAUAACAGCCCGUCUGGUCUUCGAUCAGCCCGAAAAGUAACGAGUCACUCCUCUGCUCAUCGACCUCCACUGGCUGCCCACGGCCGCCUGAAUCAGAUUCACGUCUCUAAUGCUGCCUUCAGAGAGACUUCUGACUCUGCUCCAUCUACUUGAACUCAAUCAGCUUUAUGCUCCUCCUCAACCACUGCGUUCCUCCAGGGAUCGUCGUCCGUCACAAUCUCUUGGAUCCUCAUCUCUUCAGAGAGCAGCUCGUCUCCUAACAGCUCUAACAUUCCUAACUAGCUCUCACUUUGCACUUUCACUGCACUUCUUUACUUGAUGUCCUUGCACUUUUUAAAUAGAUGUAGUCCUCAGUACUUACGCCAAGGUUUCCUACUGCACCGAGGCUUUAGUGACGUCCCUCACUUGUAAGUCACUUUGGAUAAAAGCGUCUGACAAAUAUCUAAAUGUAAGAAUUUGUAAUGUGCAUGUCAGUUCAUAUUCAUAUUCUUUUGUUUUCAAUGUGCAAAUAAUAAAUUCAAUUCAAUUUGUUUAUUAUUUUUCA